Guillardia theta CCMP2712 is the source of this 2001-nucleotide messenger RNA. RefSeq lists its product as hypothetical. The transcript is spliced from 6 exons. Lineage: Eukaryota; Cryptophyceae; Pyrenomonadales; Geminigeraceae. Bases 1 to 2001 code for a protein of 666 amino acids. The record is from RefSeq and is a predicted model, not a curated record.
AUGUUCAAGGAUGGAAGGCCGAGGGCUCCUCCGAAAGUGAUAUCUCUGUUGGGAACUCGCCAUGCAAGCUACAAGUACACGGAAGAUACUCAUCGUCCGGCUCGACAGCCACAGGAGCCAACCAGGGAGUUGCCAGUGGAGCUCCCAACGAGGCAACAUGAAAAGAUCGUGGACGCAGUUGCGGUCGACAGCCUUUCAUGGCUCAACGCUGUCCGCCGAGUUGCCUCCGAUGUGCGGACAGGAUGCGAAUCAACUCUGAGUCAGUUUGAUCAGACUCAGGGAGACGAGAGCUUCGGGAACGACCUGUUGGACAGGCACGAGCGGGUUGUCAUGAAAGCCUACAACAUGGGUGGCGGCGUGAGAGGCUUCGAGCGAACACAUGCAGUUGAGGCAGCCAGACGUCUGACGUCCAUGUUGUCGAGGGAGGAAGACGACCCGCAAGUUCGAAGGCUUUCUGAGCAUGUCCGUGAGCUGAGCAAGAGGACUGUAGACCUCAGACCCAGCGAUCCCUGGGACUGGGAAGAGACGCCGAGGAGGCCAGAGAAAGAGAAUCUCAACACGAACUUGAGCGAGGCCCAGCUGAACUUGCCAGAGGCUGCGCAAAUCCCGGCAAAGGUCGUCAACACAACGGCAAUAGCCCCGAAAGCGAUAUCAGUCUGGUUGUCCGAAGUUCAGGUGCGAUUGAUCCCCCCGUUUGAGAACGAGGCGAAGAGGAAGGAGUGGAGCUGCUGUGUCAAAGUUUCCUUCUGCAACCAGAAGGUCAAGAGUCGACCGACGAGCUCGUGUUCCAACGCCUGUGGCUUCUCCGAGCUGUUCUGUUUCGAGCGCGUUGACCUGCAAAGGGUUGAGGACGACAGCAUGUGGAUCAAGGUCAAGCUCUCAGUCUUCUUGGGAAGCAGGAGAGUGCAGACACAGAUGCUGUUCCUUCCUGUCUUGAAGAUGCAGAGUGAAGGAGAGAGCAAGUACCUUCACCGGAAAGAGCUCCCAGAGAACCUUGAAGGUGAUCUUCGAGGAAAGCUAUCUUUCUCGUGCUUCGUUCACACGUCCGUCGGGGAUAAGAUAAGGCACCCGAAGGGCGUACAAGAGUCCAGAGCAAGGAUCCCAACAGCUCGAGUAGCUGGCCAGCAGGAGGAAACUGCAAACGUCUUGCUGGAAUAUGUCAGGGUGAAGCAGCAGGCCGGUGCCAGAAGUCAGCAGAGUCUUAUGGAACCUGAGGGUGUACCGAAGGAGCAGGAGCUUGAUGAGAGACUGAACGUGGCAAGGCAACAGGCGGAGCAUCAGCAAAGGAUGCAGACGUUGGAGGAGAUGAGGGCGAGGACGCUGAAGUUUGAUGAUCCGAACCACCUCAGGAUACUGGCAAGCAAGAGGGAAGAGCCCUUGCUCAAGACCGGGAGCGCGAUCACUGAGAGAUACCUAACGUCCGAACACAACAAGACGCUGCUGGACAACUGCAGCAUCCUGUUCGGCGGCGAGCGGGAAAGGGACGGGGAAGAUACGGAGGGGGAGGAGGAGCUGCAGGCGUUGGAUUGCAGAAAGAGCAUCGCGGACCUCGAGCGAAGGUUGAGCAGUCAAGUCUACCAUGAAGAGCACGGCCAGUGCGACUUCGGAAUCGACUUCGAGGACGAGUAUCCUUAUGCUGUCAAGGAUGCGAGCCAUCUCAUGAGCCCAGGAUGGGUCCAGCAAGAAGAUCCCAAGUACCAGCAGCCGCACGUGCGACCAGGAGACCUUCUGCUGCAGGUCGGCCAAAUCCCCGUUGAGCACCUUGACUUGUCCUUCCGCCGUCGGCUCCUAUGGGGAUCGCCAUUUCAGUCCCUCCCGCUCCUCUUCGUCCGCCCUCGCACUGGCCGAAGGCUUCAGGUGGCAGAGCGAGAAGUUCCGGCAGCUUCAGGAGCGGCUGGAGCCACUGGAGGUGAGGAUCCGAAGAUUGCAGAUCAAGAGGGCAAGGCAGGGGCAGGAGGAAGCGCCUCAAAGAAUGAUAUAGAUGCUCUCAGCCGGAUGUAA